Messenger RNA from Coregonus sp. 'balchen', 916 nucleotides. Lineage: Eukaryota; Metazoa; Chordata; Actinopteri; Salmoniformes; Salmonidae. The record is from the annotation of a GenBank genome assembly.
CUAUCAACAAUGUUUGAAUUGCCUGUAGUUUAACUCUGUUAACAAUGAGUAUCCUCAAUAAUCCUUCCAGGAGCCUGUUAAAUAAGCCCAAGACUGAGAUGACUCCUGAGGAGCUCCAGAAGCGGGAGGAGGAGGAGUUCAAUACCGGGCCCCUGUCUGUGCUCACCCAGUCUGUCAAAAACAACACACAGGUCCUCGUCAACUGCCGAAACAACAAGAAGCUGCUUGGCCGUGUCAAGGCAUUUGACAGGUAUUUAUGUAGUUAGGCCACUGUAGUUCGGAAGUCAUCCAUUGGAGUUAUACGGUUAAUCUCAAAUGUCCAGCAAAUAGAGACAUUUUACAUUUUAGUCAUUUAGCAGACGCUCUUAUCCAGAGCGACUUACAGUUAGUGAGACACAAGAUAAUGUCAGCAUUUUGUCAUCACAUGUUACGCAUAUCACCCCAAAUACUUAAUUCUUAAUACUAUUUUGGUUAACUGCAUACAUUUGUAUUCCCCUCUCAAUGCAGACACUGCAACAUGGUCCUGGAGAAUGUGAAGGAGAUGUGGACAGAAGUUCCCAAGAGUGGCAAGGGCAAGAAGAAGUCCAAACCAGUAAACAAGGACCGUUACAUCUCUAAGAUGUUCCUGAGAGGAGACUCUGUCAUCGUGGUGCUGAGAAACCCCCUCAUCACAGGAAAAUAGACUGUUCAUUUGCCCACUUCACCUGUCUUUGUCAAAGAGAUGAUGGCAGGCAGUGGGUGGGCUGUCAUUAUGUGAAAAUGAUGUUUUGUUGAGCUGUGUGUUUAGAAUUUAAUGUGAGAAAAGGAUACCUUCACACUUUGGAUUGCUGAUUAGGAUCAAACCUGGCAUUCUAUUUUGUUUAGGGUGCUCUUUUAUUUUUUCAUUUUAAUAAUAAAAGACAAGAGAAGUAUGGUA